Molecule: messenger RNA, 837 nt
Organism: Rangifer tarandus platyrhynchus (Svalbard reindeer)
Lineage: Eukaryota; Metazoa; Chordata; Mammalia; Artiodactyla; Cervidae
Source: the annotation of a GenBank genome assembly
AUGGGGACCGUGACACUCUCACGGUUCUUGGCGAGCACUGCUGAUGGGGUCUGCAGAGGCUUCAGGAGCUGGUGGGGUCCUCGGAAGCACUCUGUGUCCACGUUAGGGAGCAGGCCGGCCAGCCGGGGUGGCCUGCAUGGCGGCGCACACACGCUGAGCCGCAGGCCUGGCUGCAGGCACCUGGGUAGUGCCAAGGGCGGGCUGCAGACACACCGGCUUGAGGGCCCGCCGCGGUGGCUCUGGUCGAGGGCACAGGCUCCGCGGCUGUGGGGACCCUUGCUGUCCACAGGCACUCCCAUGACUGCUGGGCAUUCCCGCUGGCAUACUCGGGAGCAAGGUCAAGGGGCGGCAAACUCGCGGAUAGAUGGGUUAGCUGCAGGGGAGCCCGACAGUGCAUGCCAGUGUCGGGGGAGAAGGCUGGUUCUGGGUCCACAAGCCGUCUGCGGGAAGGGGGUCGCGGCUGUCGGCUACUCCACUGUGAUUGCAGGGUCUCAUCACAGGUACACACAGGGCACGGUGGCCUGUGAUGGAGCUCAGGCCAGUGGCGUGCAGGUGCGCAGCGGGCGGUGCGGGCCCACUGUGUGCACACCGCGGUGGGGUCCGCUGCAGCGAUCCAGGGUGUGUCUUGCCCCCCGAGCCGCUGCAGACGUCAGGGUUGACUGCCAGAGUGGAUCCUGCGCUCCAGGGGGAAGCCUCAGGGCGGGAAGGGGGGAGGAGGGAGAUAUUCAAGCUGCUGGUGUCUGCGAAGAUGAAACGUAUAGGAAAGAAUCAUCCGUGGUGAAGUCUGCGGGGGGCGGAAGGGGGGGUUGGUGGCUGUGCCAGCCUCUGGUUUCUUGA